CUCUUUAUUUCCGACUUUCAACGCAAUCCGAAUCCCCACUGCAGUCUUUCAGUUCGGGCCACGGUGUACAAGUCAUCAUAAUGCGUGCCUUUGCAGUUCUCCUCGCCACCAUGGCAGCUCUGGGGGUUGCUAUUCCGAGUCCGCAAGGAAACCCGUCAAGCCCACGAAUAUGCUGCGAACCCCAGCCAUUUCAGCCUUCGGAAUGCCAACUUUGCGUUAGAGGUCUUGACGGCAAGUGCUGCUACGACUGCCCCAGUGGCUCCUACCCUCUCUGCGACCGUGGUUGCCCCAACUGCGUCAAUGGCCAUCUCGGCGGCAAGUUUUAGAUUAUGAAGGACUCCGAAGGAUGGAUAUCGGGAGGGGACUUCGCCUCGCUGGGAGAGCUACAGUACAGUAGUGCUUGGGCAGUGCCCCAACUGCCACAACGCUCAGGUGCCUUUUCUGUUAGGUACUAUACUAGUAUUAGGUACCUUGCGAAGAACUGUGGAGGGGAUCAUCAUUUUGAUCUCGAAGGCACACUUCAAUCUCAGGUUGAAGGCAUCAGCUAAGGGGCAGGGAGGUUGGGGGCUACAUUCAAGUUACGAAGCUCUCCGUCAAGUACUCU
This is a messenger RNA of Canariomyces notabilis, 604 nucleotides long. RefSeq lists its product as uncharacterized. The transcript has 3 exons. The record is from RefSeq and is a predicted model, not a curated record. Lineage: Eukaryota; Fungi; Ascomycota; Sordariomycetes; Sordariales; Chaetomiaceae. The coding region runs from base 81 to 326 and encodes 81 amino acids.